Messenger RNA from Syngnathoides biaculeatus (alligator pipefish), 1574 nucleotides. RefSeq names its product extracellular matrix protein 1a (gene ecm1a). Gene Ontology annotation, biological process: regulation of bone mineralization; signal transduction. Lineage: Eukaryota; Metazoa; Chordata; Actinopteri; Syngnathiformes; Syngnathidae. The record is from RefSeq and is a predicted model, not a curated record. Gene Ontology annotation, cellular component: extracellular region. Bases 92 to 607 code for a protein of 171 amino acids. The transcript has 4 exons.
CCUCGCCCCCUCGCUCAUAUAAGCUGCAUUCUUGGGAACUUGUUGCAUUUCGGGUCUACGCAUUAAGAAAAACAAAAUACUCACUCCAGCCAUGACCUGGAUUGGACUUCUUCAGGGAUUUGGGAUUCUUCUGAUAGUCUCCAACGCGAAUGUUGGAGCAGAAUCCACAUCUGUGGACGUGCCUUUCCCGCCGGCCCGGCCCACGGUGUUCAACCAGGGAGCCAUCUGCAGCCAGGGCCACGGUCGCCCCAGGUACCCGGACAGCUUCUUUCCCAGGUCGGGCUUGGGACACUUCAAGCGGCGCGGGAAGGCCAUCAACCGGCUGGAGUUCUGGUACGCGUGGUGCUGCGGUCUGCAGGGAGAGGACAGGGAAGCCGGCAUACUCUGCUGCGCCAGGCAAGCUUGGAAACAGGCCCUGAGUCAGUUCUGCAUCGAGGAGUACGGCACCAUGACGGCGCACUACGAGUGCUGCAGGAAAUACGGGGACCAACGCUGGAGCUGCUUCGACAGCGAGCUGUCAAACCCGGACUAUAUCGCCACACCGGGCUACAUUGCGCCCGCAAUGCCCUACGAGCCCGGCUUCAUCUUUGACCCGCAUGUUUGCUAAAGGUGGUCAGAAGGGGGGAGAAGCGCUUUCAGCCAACAGGAGUGUUCGAUCCUUCCUGCAAUACAGAACUUUCUUGUUCUUCUUGUUUUUUAUAGCCUCCAAAAAUGUAACUCACAAAUUUCUCUACCAGCAUUUUCCUUGGAUUGGUUUUACUCUAACUCAUAUGACACCAAUAAAACUAAAAAAAAAAAAAAAAAAAACUUACUGCAUGUUGUGAUGAAACUCUUAUGAGGAUAAAGUCACAUUUUGAGUAUACGGGGAGGGAAAAUAUAUUUUUAAGAUUGAAGUUGAUUCAAAAAUUCCAUAUUUGAGAUUUUGAGGUAAAAAGGUGCGUAUUUUUAAGGAAAAAAUAUUUUUAGAAGUCUGUCACGAGAAAAAAAAGUUGUCUUUUUAAAUAAAUACAACUUUAAACUAGGUAAUGUAACUUUUAGGGAAAAUUUACGACUAUUCUAGUAUUACUGGUAUACAGCUUCAUAGCUCGAAAAUAUAUAUAUUUUCUUAAAAACAAAAUUAAGCAUUUUUUCUUGAAAAUAUGCAAUUUUCUUUCCAUCAUAUAAUAACUUACAUUUUUAAAUUAUACCUCAUUUAAUCUUGGAAAUAUAAAACAUUUUUCUCGAACAUAUUACCACUCGAUUUUCAUAACAAAGGUAUGACUAAUUUUGAAAAUGUUUGACUUUUCUCUCAUAAGACUUAAUGUAUUUUUUUCUUUUCAGCGUGCCACUUACAGUACUUCCAUCUUAGUAUUGUUUAUUGCAUGAGUAUUUCUAAUAUUUUGGCUUUUUUUUUUAAAUGCAGUAGAAGCUUCAGUAUGUGCCGCUGCAAUCCACACUAUGUACACAAGAGGGCCCUGUUUUCAUGGUUAACGUUGUCAUCUUGACGUGUAUUUUUUUGAAAGUUGUUUACAUUUAUCCCAAAUGGAAAUUUGUACUUGAAAAAAAUAUAAUAAACUAAUAAUUUCCAACUCUGA